This is a messenger RNA of Carassius auratus (goldfish), 3327 nucleotides long. Its product is annotated as NACHT, LRR and PYD domains-containing protein 12-like. The transcript is spliced from 8 exons. Gene Ontology annotation, molecular function: protein binding. Lineage: Eukaryota; Metazoa; Chordata; Actinopteri; Cypriniformes; Cyprinidae. The coding region runs from base 1 to 3129 and encodes 1042 amino acids. The record is from RefSeq and is a predicted model, not a curated record.
AUGUCAGAUAAACUCAAAUGCUCAGAGACAGCAGAGAAUAACAGAGAAAAACAAGGCUCAGCUGCAGAGUACAGUGGAGCUACUCAUGAUGAUUACACAAAGACCUCGAAGGACAAGUUAAAGCAGGAAUGUGAGCGGAUAUUGGUUGGUAAUUCACAGACGGGUGAAAAUAAAUACCUGGAUGAUAUUUAUACAGAUUUAUAUGUGGUGGAGGAUCAGACUGGAGGAAGAAUGAAUGAACACGAGGUGAGACAGAUUGAAUCAAAACACAACCGACCGCCUGCCAAGGACACGCCGAUCCAGUUUAAAGACAUGUUCAAAGACCAUAUGGGUCGACAAAACAGGAAAGUGUUGACAGUGGGGAUUGCAGGAGUGGGAAAAACUGUCUCUGUAAAUAAAUUCAUCCUUGACUGGGCUAAAGGAAAAGAAAAUCAAGAUAUAGUCUUCAUUUUUCUACUCCCAUUCUGUAAACUGAAUUUGAUUACAGAGGAGUACAGUCUCAUGGGAUUGCUUAACACAUACUGCUUUAGUGGCUUUAAAGGGCUGACAUCUCUUCCUGAAGAUGGCAAUAAGGUCAUGUUCAUUUUUGAUGGGCUGGAUGAAUGUCGCUUCCCUUUGAGCUUUAAACAGGGUGACAGUUUUACAGAUGUUAAUAAGAAAACAACAGUGAGUAAGAUAGUUACAGCCCUAAUCAAGAGACAUCUGGUUCCCUCUGCUCUCAUCUGGAUCACAUCCAGACCAGCAGCAGCCAGUCUGAUACCCCGAGAAUACAUUGACCAGGUGACAGAGGUACGAGGAUUCAAUGAUGAGCAGAAAGAGGAGUACUUCAUCAGAAACAGCAGUCCUGAGGUUGCUGAAAACAUCAUCCGUCACAUCAGAAAAUUCAGAAGUCUGUACAUCAUGUGUCACAUCCCGAUCUUCUGCUGGAUCUCUCUCACUAUUCUUCAGCCUCUACUGGUUCAAGAGAGCAAUGACAAAACACCUACAACCCUCACAGAGAUGUACACAAACUUUUUACUUUGUCAGAAACAACAGAUGGAAACAAAAUAUUGCGAUGAUGCUGAAACUAAUCCUAAAGUCAUGUCUUUUGAUGAUAUUAUUCUGAAGCUUGGGAAACUGGCCUUUAAACAACUACAGAAAGGUAAUCUGAUUUUCUACAAAGAAGAUCUUGAGGAGUGUGGACUAGAUACCAUUGAAGGUUCUGUGUACUCUGGGUUAUGCACCCGGAUGUUUCAGGAGGAAAAAUCUAUGUCAGUGAGAAACGUUUACAGCUUCAUACAUCUCAGCAUCCAGGAAUUACUUGCUGCUCUCUAUGUGUUUUUUAAUAACAGAAACAAGAAAGCAAACCCUUUUCUUAAAUCCUGGAAAAAACUAACAUGUAUCCUGUCCACAAAGCCACUGCUUAAACUUCAUAAAGCUGCAGUCAAUGAGGCUUUACAAAGUGAGAAUGGACACCUGGACCUCUUCCUCCGAUUCCUCCUGGGUCUUUCAUUGGAGUCCAACCAGAGAUACCUGAAGGAACUACUGCCAGGACUGAAGCUCAAAACAGAGGACACCAAAAACACUGCUGACUAUAUCCACAAGAAAAUAAAGGUGGAGGAAUCAAACGAGAGGAAAAUCAAUCUGUUCCACUGUCUGAAUGAACUGAAAGAUGACUUUGUGGAGGAAAUCCAGAAGAAUCUGGGCUCUGGAAAACCUUCGGAGCAGAAUCUCUCUUCUGCUCAGUGGUCAGCUCUGAUGUUUUUGCUCCAGAUGUCAGAAGAGACUCAAGAGAAGUUUGAACUGCAGAAAUACAAAAGAUCUGAUGAAGCACUGAUGAGACUGCUGCCAGUAAUCAAAAACACCAGAAGAGCGCUGCUACAGUCCUGUAUUCUCACUGCACAGGCUUGUGAGAGUUUGUCAUCAGUUCUACUGUCAUCAAACUCUAUCCUGAGAGAGCUGGACCUGAGUAACAAUGAUCUGAAGGAUUCUGGAGUGAAGCUUCUUUCUGAUGGACUGAAGAGUCCAAACUGUCAGCUGGAGAUUCUGAGGUUACAGUCCUGUAUUCUCACUGCACAGUCUUGCGAGAGUUUGUCAUCAGUUCUACUGUCAUCAAACUCUAUCCUGAGAGAGCUGGACCUGAGUAACAAUGAUCUGAAGGAUUCUGGAGUGAAGCUUCUUUCUGAUGGACUGAAGAUACCAAACUGUCAGCUGGAGAUUCUGAGGCUACAGUCCUGUAUUCUCACUGCACAGUCUUGCGAGAGUUUGUCAUCAGUUCUACUGUCAUCAAACUCUAUCCUGAGAGAGCUGGACCUGAGUAACAAUGAUCUGAAGGAUUCUGGAGUGAAGCUUCUUUCUGAUGGACUGAAGAUAACAAACUGUCAGCUGGAGAUUCUGAGGUUGUCUGGCUGUAUGGUGACAGAGGAGGGAUGUCGUUAUAUAUCUUCAGCUCUGACUUCAAACCCCUCACACUUGAGAGAGCUGGAUCUGAGUUAUAAUCACCCAGGAGAUUCAGGAGUCAAGCUGCUCCAGGAAAAACGGGAGGAUCCAAACUGCUCACUGGACAAAUUCAAUGUGGAUAAUGGAGGAGAAUCCAGGAUUACACCAGGACUAAAGAAAUAUGCUUGUUUUUUCACACUGGAUCCAAACACAGCAAAAACUGAUCUCAUUCUGUCUGAGGAGAACAGAAACGUGACAGGUGUGCAAGAGAACCAGCCGUAUCCUGAUCAUCCAGACAGAUUUGAUGUGCGUCAGGUGUUGUGUAGAGAGAGCGUGCCUGAACGCUGUUAUUGGGAGAUUGAAUGGAGUGGAAAUUAUGGUGUGUGGAUAUCAGUGUCAUAUAAGAGCAUCAGGAGGAAGGGACGGGGUGAGGAGUGUGAGUUUGGAUAUAAUGAUAAGUCCUGGAGUUUGAUCUGCACUCCUGACAGUUACUCAUUCAGACACAAUAACAUAGAGACAGAUCUCCCUGUAGAGUCCAUCAUCAGGAGAAUAGGAGUGUAUGUGGAUCACAGAGCAGGAACUCUGUCCUUCUACAGCAUCUCUGACAAAAUGAGCCACAUCCACACAGUCCAGACCACAUUCACUCAGACGCUCUAUCCUGGGGUUGGUUUUUUUUCUUAUGGAUCAUCAGUGAAACUGCUGAUGAAUUAGAAGAGUCUCACGAGAGAUUCUACCCAUAAUUCUUUGAGCUGCAUGAAUCAGUAACAGUGGGAUGUUAUAGAGUCUCUUCAUAACAUAAAAUCAAUCUAUAUCAACAAAAUUAAAUUUUUCAAUGCAGAGGAAACACAGAAGAGGGACUUCAAUGUAUUUACCCACUGUUUAAUGCAGGACAUGAAUGCAUUUGACCUG